Molecule: messenger RNA, 513 nt
Organism: Lichtheimia ornata
Lineage: Eukaryota; Fungi; Mucoromycota; Mucoromycetes; Mucorales; Lichtheimiaceae
Exons: 3
Coding region: 1-513 (170 amino acids)
Source: RefSeq, a predicted model, not a curated record
AUGACCACUCGAUGUGCUGACUCAGGUCGUCUUGUCAGUCGAGCGAUGGCACCGUGCCCGCCUGAUCCAGAAACACCAGCCGAUCUCUGGUUCUUUGCUAAUAAUCAAACUCAAAAGUUCAAAGAACUAGAUCAUGACCCCAAUGUAAAUCUAGCCUUCAACAAUCCUGCCACAGCAGAAUGGGCAAGUAUUUCGGGUAAAGCAAAAGUCAUCAAUGACCGAAACAAAAUCAAGCAGCUGUACACCCCAGACCUUAAGGCUUGGUUUGGCGAUUUGCAUGAUGGUGUUCAUGAUGGCAGUGCUGAUGAUCCACGCAUUUCCCUCAUCUAUGUUGAAGGUGAGACUGUACAUCAAACCCUGAAAGGCGCUUCAGUGCCUGUUCAAAUAUGGCGUAUCACCAAGGCGAUGUGGUCGGGUGAACCUCCCAAGAUUGCUGUUAGUCAAGAACUCGAUAAUGAAGAACUGCAGCAUGCUCGUAAUGUUCAUAACCUCGAUAAUGCCAUAGUUGAUUAG